AUGUAUUUGGCAGCCCAGACAGAGAACAUGGAAGUUCUUGAACGUAUCUUGCAAAUUCCAUUCAGCUCAGUCAAUGACAUUUCAAAUGGAGACUCUCCACUUCAUGCCGCCAUAUCAAUACGAAAACCUGAUCUAUUGCAAAAGAUAGUGAAUCUGAAAGAAGAACUAACGUAUCAGAGAGAUAAGAAGGUAAACACCCCCCUUCAUCAAGAAGCACAUGCUGGUUAUGUGGAAGGAGUUUUUAUAAUGUUAGACAAGUCAAAGAUGAUUGCUUUUCAACGAAACUCAGAGGGCAAUCUUCCAAUUCAUCUUGCCUGCAAAAUGGGUCAUGUUAAGGUGGUCAUAAAAUUUCUCAAACUAGAAUGGUUUGAGAUUGGACUUUGGCUCAACAAUAAAGGUCGUAACAUUCUUUCACAUGGCGGCGAUGUGUGGACAGAACAAGACGGUAAAAUACUUAUUGGGAACCCAAAGAUCCGUCCUGAAACUGCAAGGUGA
Prosopis cineraria is the source of this 495-nucleotide messenger RNA. RefSeq lists its product as uncharacterized. The record is from RefSeq and is a predicted model, not a curated record. Gene Ontology annotation, cellular component: plasma membrane. Gene Ontology annotation, molecular function: protein phosphatase 1 binding; protein phosphatase regulator activity. The coding region runs from base 1 to 495 and encodes 164 amino acids. Lineage: Eukaryota; Viridiplantae; Streptophyta; Magnoliopsida; Fabales; Fabaceae. The transcript is spliced from 3 exons.